Molecule: messenger RNA, 501 nt
Organism: Metarhizium robertsii ARSEF 23
Lineage: Eukaryota; Fungi; Ascomycota; Sordariomycetes; Hypocreales; Clavicipitaceae
Exons: 1
Coding region: 1-501 (166 amino acids)
Source: RefSeq, a predicted model, not a curated record
AUGGGCUCUCCGGCUUUCAGGCGAUUUCCAGAUCCAUUUUCCAAUCCAGCUCCAACCCCAGCGAGCUUCGACUACAUCAAUGAGGGCCAGGAUCUGGCAGAAAGUAGCAAAGGCAGUCGCCUGCUGAAUCUCCCCGUCGAGAUCCUAUCAAAAGUCAUUGAAAACUUUGAUCCUAUCGCCGAUCAGGAGAGCCUUGCAUGCCUUGCCCUGGUUAACCGAGACUGUGGUCAGCUGGCUCGGUCUUGCCAGUUCCGCUCCGUAAAGCUCGACUUCAGCAGCCGCGCGACCUCCCUCGCCGGUGUUCUAUUCCGAGAAGCUGUAGAGAGGUCGAGACACCACGGUCGUACGCGGCUCCCCUCGCUUGGCGCAUGCGUCCGCCAUGUCAGGGCCAGCAAUAUGUAUUUCUGGAGGCAGGUGGAUGCUUUAAAAGCUGGCCCCUUCAGCAGAGACGGCAACCAUGAAGACGACCGCGAGCCCAUGACGGACCUGCAGUUCCAGUAG